GCCUCCAGCGCGAGACUCUGUACCGCAGGAGAAAUGGAGAUGAGUCUGAAUGAGUGUUCCGGAUUUUUUACAAACUAAAAAGCAGCUGGUUGUCACGGCGACGUUUUUAAGCGAGUGACGCAACCAUAGGAUCGCACGCGAGCUCGUUGUUCCCGCAGGCACUGAUGAGCAGCAGGAUGGCGGCCGGCGCGACAGCAAGCGGUGGCUGUCAGAAAAUCUGCGGCGCUGAGCUGCGCGAUCUGCUCGAGUCCAAACACAGCGUGCUGUUCGACUGCGACGGGGUGAUCUGGAACGGAGAGACGGCGGUGGCUGGAGCUCCGGAGGUGGUGCGGGCGCUGAAGCAGCGCGGAAAGCGGGUGUUCUUCGUCACCAAUAACUGCACCAGGCCGAGGCAGAGCUACGUGCAGAAGUUCGCGCGGCUCGGGUUCGCCGAUGUGGCCGAGCAGGAGAUCUUCAGCUCGGCGUACUGCUCGGCUGCGUACCUGCGCGACCUGGCCACCUUCACCGGCAAGGUGUUCGUCAUCGGCUGCCCCGGUGUGCACACCGAGCUGCAGGACGCCGGGAUCAGCGUGCUCCAGGAGCAGGACGAUGGACCUGACGUCAACAUUUCCAACUGCGCACUGGACCCGGAUGUGCGCGCCGUCCUGGUGGGCUACGACGAGAAAUUCAGCUUCCUGAAGCUGGCUAAAGCCUGCUGCUACCUGCGGGACGACUCCUGCCUGUUCCUGGCCACUGAUCCAGACCCCUGGCAUCCCCUGAGAGGAGGAAGAUACACUCCAGGUUCUGGAAGUCUCACUGCAGCUUUGGAAACAGCCAGCAGCAGGAAGGCCAUGGUGAUCGGCAAACCGAGUCGUUUCAUGUUCGAGUGCAUCGCCAGCCAGUUCGAUUUAGACCCAGCGAGCUCUCUGAUGGUGGGCGACCGCUUAGAGACUGAUAUUGUCUUUGGCAUUAAGUGUGGCCUUUCUACAGUGCUCACGCUAACGGGCGUCUCGACCUUCGAGCAAGCACAGGUAUACAAGGACAGCGAGGAUCCAGAGAAGAAGGACUUUGUGCCCGAUUAUGUGGUAGAGAGCAUCGCGGAUUUCUUGGAGGCUUUGGAGGAGUAGGAAAGAAAGAACAAGGCGGUUAUGAACUCUAAUAAACCCCAGAGCGCACAGCUUUUGUCUGGUACCCAAAACAGUCUUUACUGUAUGUCCGAUGCUGUUGUUCAUGGUGUACAAUUAAACGUACGUGUCAUCA
This is a messenger RNA of Neoarius graeffei (lesser salmon catfish), 1239 nucleotides long. RefSeq names its product pyridoxal (pyridoxine, vitamin B6) phosphatase (gene pdxp). The record is from RefSeq and is a predicted model, not a curated record. The transcript is spliced from 2 exons. The coding region runs from base 165 to 1106 and encodes 313 amino acids. Gene Ontology annotation, cellular component: cytoplasm. Lineage: Eukaryota; Metazoa; Chordata; Actinopteri; Siluriformes; Ariidae. Gene Ontology annotation, molecular function: phosphatase activity.